Messenger RNA from Hippocampus zosterae (dwarf seahorse), 8060 nucleotides. RefSeq names its product par-3 family cell polarity regulator alpha, b (gene pard3ab). Gene Ontology annotation, biological process: establishment or maintenance of epithelial cell apical/basal polarity; establishment of cell polarity; establishment of centrosome localization. NCBI's taxonomy places the organism in Eukaryota, Metazoa, Chordata, Actinopteri, Syngnathiformes, Syngnathidae. The record is from RefSeq and is a predicted model, not a curated record. The transcript has 26 exons. The coding region runs from base 348 to 4571 and encodes 1407 amino acids. Gene Ontology annotation, molecular function: phosphatidylinositol binding; protein binding. Gene Ontology annotation, cellular component: apical plasma membrane; adherens junction; apical junction complex.
AGAUUUUCCGAGUUUACAUGAAUGCAUCACGGAGCGGCCGGGCGGGCACGCGCCGGGAUGCGUCGCGAGCGAGCGCGGGAAGGAAAAAAGGAGAAUAGAGAGAGCGACCUCCACUAAACAGGUGGUCCGAAGGAAAGAAAGAAAGGCAGAAAGACAGACAGCAAGUAAGCAUGUCGUGCAGCCGCGGAGGACGCGAAAAGACGCUUUAACGGAAGCACCACCGAACGAACCGAGGAAAUAUCCACCUCCACCCCCACCGUGGUCGCCCUCCACCUCAUGCCGCUUGUGGACUUCUUGGGAUUCCUCUCGCCGGGCUUGGGAGCAUCGAGCGAGCGCGGACUGAGACCAUGAAAGUGACUGUGUGCUUCGGACGGACGCGCGUUGUUGUGCCGUGUGGGGAUGGCAACAUUCACGUGUACGCGCUCGUCCAACAGGCCGUUAUGAGGUAUAAAAAGGCCAUCGCCAAGGAUGCCAGCUACUGGCUUCAGGUGCAUCGUCUCGAACAUGGCGAUGGCGGCAUUUUGGACCUGGAUGACGUGCUCUGCGACGUAGCGGACGACAAAGACCGGUUGAUCGCCAUUUAUGACGAGCAGGAGCCCCACCAUGGCGGCGACGGCACGAGCACCAGUUCCACAGGCACCCAAAGCCCAGACCUAUUUGCCACCGUCGACCUCGUCACAGGCGGUGGCAGCGCCUCAGCUUUCCAACCCUACCAGGCGGCCAGCGAGAUCGAAGUCACGCCGUCGGCCCUGCGCACUAAUAUGCCCCUGCACGUCCGCCGUAGCAGCGACCCCGCCUUGAUGUGUCUCAACGGGCCAUUCAGUAGCGGUGGUGGCAAUUCGCGGGUCCAAGCGGAAGAACCGCCGUCACGGAAGAACCCGACCCGAUGGUCCACCACUGCCGGGUUCCUAAAAGCCCGCCAUGCCUCGGGCACCAAUAGCCUGGAGCGGAAGAGUAAAGGCUUGGACACUUAUCGAAGCCUGCCAAGAGAUGGGACGUGGGCCAAUCAGAGAGACUUUCAGAGGGAGACGGCGCGCUCGUCCCUCAGCGCCAAUCAUCCCAUGGUGGACCGAUGGCUAGAGAGGCAGGAACAGGAGGACGAGGCAAGAGAGCAAGAAAAUGGCCGGAUUGAGCCAGCGGGCAGAGCCGACUCGUGCUUGGGCCACACUACCGCCACCGCCAGAUCUCUUGAAGACCUAAUCAAAGUGGUGGAGGUGACAAACGAUGGUGGCCCGCUGGGAAUCCAUGUGGUGCCCUUCAGUGGCAGGGACCGAAGGACUCUUGGCUUGUUGGUCAAGCGUCUGGAGCGCGGUGGCAAAGCCCAGCAACAGGCCCUCUUCCAGGAGAACGACUGCAUUGUUAGAAUCAAUAACGGGGACCUGCGCAACAUCCGCUUUGAACAGGCCCAGAGCAUGUUCCGCCAGGCCAUGCGUUCUCCUGUCAUCAUGUUCCAUGUGGUGCCGUCUUCGGUGAAAGCCCACUACGAGCAUCUGUCCCAGGUCGAGAGAAACCCGGCGUACUCGUCAGGCCGCUUCACCGCUGACUCGGCAUCCAGUGCCACGGAUCUCACGCCUCACAGGAUGUCCCGACACGGCUCUCAGAAACAAGCGCGCGCUCAUCCGCAUCCAGAGCAGACAGACGGCUACACGCCCGCCGCCGCUCACCCGCCAGCCAUUUCUGCCGCCAAACCUCCCACCGGACAGAUUCACUCACCGCAGAGGGGGCUGACAUCCACCCCCACGCCGACAUACAACAAGAAGGUCGGAAGAAGGCUCAACAUUCAGCUUCAGAAAGGACCUGAAGGUUUGGGCUUCAGCAUCACGUCGCGCGACGUCCCCAUCGGGGGCUCGGCGCCCAUUUAUGUCAAGAACAUCCUUCCGCGGGGAGCUGCCAUUCAAGAUGGACGCCUCAAGGCAGGUGACCGAUUACUCGAGGUGAAUGGGAUCGAUCUGAAUGGACGCAGACAGGAGGAAGUGGUUUCCAUCCUCAGGGCCACGCCAAUGGGGGGCACUGUGGGGCUGCUGGUCCUCCGCCAGGAAGACACCUUCCUCCCCCAAGAAUCGCAGGGCGGCGAGCCCCAGAUGCAGAUGCAAAGCCCCAGAGAUUUGAAGCCGGAGGAGGACGAGCUCGUGCUGACGCCUGACGGCACACGUGAGUUUCUGACGUUCGAAAUCCCGCUCAGCGACUCGGGCUCGGCGGGCCUGGGCGUCAGCGUCAAGGGGAACCGGUCGAAGGAGAACCACGCCGACCUCGGCAUCUUCGUCAAGUCCAUCAUCAAUGGAGGGGCCGCGUGCAAGGACGGUCGUCUCCAUGUGAACGACCAGCUGAUUGCUGUCAACAGCGAGUCACUGCUGGGCAAGACCAACCAGGACGCCAUGGAGACGCUGCGCAAGUCCAUGUCCACCGAGGGAAACAAGCGUGGCAUGAUCCAGCUCAUCGUGGCCAGGCGCGUCGGCAAGAGGAGCCAGGAGCCACCGGGGGGUCCGCUGGGGCCUCAGCAGAGCACCAACUCUUUAUCGCUGGACGAGCACGAACGUCGAAUCUCCCACUCGUUGUACGGCGCUCUGGAGGAUCUGGAUGAUAACCUGAUGCCCCGACAAGGCCUGAUGCCACGCACUGUUGGCAACUACCAGCUAUCUCCCACCGUCAACAUGCCACAGGACGACACGGUCAUCAUCGAGGACGACGGGCCGCCUCUCCUCCCUCCUCACUUGUCCGACCAGUCGUCGUCCAGCUCCCGCGACGACGUCGGCGGGAGCGGCGGCGACGUUACGCCGUCCUGGGCGCAAGAGAUCCCCACUCCUAAGGACAGCUCACAGAUUGCGGGCGAGAGCCUUGCCAACGCAGACGCCGCCUUCCAGCGAGAAGGUUUCGGCCGCCAGAGCAUGUCGGAGAAGCGCACCAAGCAGUUUGGCGACGCCUCGCAUCUGGAGAUCAUCAAGACGCGCAAGUCCAAGAGCAUGGACCUCGUAGCCGACGAGAUUAACCUCAACCCUCGUCCUGACGCCGGCACAGGCUCGUCCACGAGGGAUGUGGGUCCGUCGUUGGGCCUGAAGAAGUCCAGCUCCCUGGAGAGUCUCCAGACAGCCGUUGCCGAGGCGACGCUCAACGGCGACAUGCCAUUCCACCGACCUCGUCCUCGCAUCAUCCGGGGCCGCGGCUGCAACGAGAGCUUCCGCGCCGCCAUCGACAAGUCAUAUGACCGGCCGGCCGCCACGGAGGACGAAGACGAUGGCAUGGAGACCCGUGUUGGGCAGGUUGACGUUCCCCGGCGAGGACCUCGGUUACCACUGGAGGAAGACACCGAGGAGAGUUCCCGUUCAGGUCGAGAUUCCGUAUCCACGGUGGCCGAGUUGACGCCGCUGUCACCGGGUGGCGAAAGGACGACAGCAACAACGGUCAACGGCAAUGUGAGAGCCAAAGAUGACAAGAAAAACGACAAAGGUUGCAAGGACAAGAAGAAGGGGGACACGCAUAAGGAAAAAGACAAGGACAAAGGAAAAGCCAAGAAGGGAAUGCUCAAAGGACUUGGAGACAUGUUCAGGUUUGGGAAGCACCGCAAAGACGACAGGAUGGAUCGCAAAGGUUCCAACAAAUGGCGGACGGAAGAGACGCAAGUUUCGGAUGAGGAGACGCUGAAGAUGAGGAUGGAACAAGAAAGGAUCCAGGCCAAGACACGAGAGCUGCGGGAGCGUCAGGCACGGGAGCGGGACUACGCCGAGAUCCUGGAUGCGAGUCGAUCUCCGGAGAGGUCCUCUGAAGACGAGCACCUGUACGCCGGCGUCAGCCCACUCAACAACGGAGGGCACGGCAGCCCCCGCGGCGACCGCCAUGCCCCCCGCGAUGACCACGAGCACUACCCCAGCUUAAAUGCUCACCAGCACUUGGACUCCCUCUACACACAAGUCAGCAAGGCACGGCCCGAAAGACCGCCCUCUGCAGACAGCAACCGCGUGGCCCCAAGCAACCACGACCGGAUACAGCGGCUGAGGCAGGAAUUUCAGCAGGCGCAGAACGUUCCCGACGCCGACGCCGAUGACGACCGCAGGCGCACGUUCGGCUUCGAGCAGCCGUGGUCCAACGGGCCCAGCGCGGCGGCCGGGCACCAGCCGGGUCGUCACUCGGUGUCGGUAGAGGUUCAGAUGCAGCGUCAACGGCAGGAAGAUUCUUUUGCUCAGGCUCAGCGGCAGUACAGCUCACUGCCACGCCAACCCCGGAAGAAUCCCAGCUCCAUCUCUCAGGACUCUUGGGAAAAGUCGUACCCGGCCGGGGAGGUCUUCCAGACCGCCAAGGACAAUCCUCGUUACUCCAGCUACCAGGGCUCCCGAAACGGCUUCCCCAGCGUGGCCAACGUCAACGCCAGGGUCCUCCUCGAGGCGCAGGAGCUCCUCCGGCAAGAGCAGAGGCGGCGAGAGCUGGAGGCCAAGGAGCGGGCCUCCCCCAGAGACGUGCUGGCCUCCCCGGUGGCAUCCCCCAAAGGUCCGUACCGCCACGACGUGCCACCUUCGCCCUCGCAGCUCGCCAGACUCAACCGCAUCGGCUCUGAGAAAGGACGACUAUUUUAUUCUUGAGGGUUGGACCCAGCUUAGCCUGGCAUCUGAGGCGUCCAUUUUGUGACACGCUUAUCGCCGGCAUCUAUUCUGUGAACCCGAAACUGUGCGGCCCGUUGUUCGAACCCCCUCCAGCCAUGGCUUGACACGCACAAUCGGUACCUUGUCUUCAUUUUUGUUCCUGGCGACAGUCGUCAGAUUUUUCGUUUUCCGGCUCAGUGCUAGGCUAACAUGCUAGCCAGCCCAAAUAGGUCGCUCACAUGUGAAGUCACUUCCGCUUUGUUUUUGUUUGGGUUUUUCCCCGCUCACCAUCUUGUGUGGAUAGCAUUCAACUCUUUGCAUUUGAUUGCAUAACACGCCUCUGGGUUGUUCUAAAAAUGGUGCAAUCUUGCUGCGUCAUUGAGUGUUCCAACCAAAGAUAAUUAUGCACCUUGGCCAGGAGACUGAAGAAAUUUUUAAAACACGGCAAGCGAAGUGGCAGAUCUCCGUGACCAAUCUAUAGUUUGGGUUCCUGUGUGCAGCGAUCGCUUUGUCAGCACUUAGUCGGCUUAUCUUUAAGAUCGUAGUGAUUAUUUUAUAUAGACAAAAUGUAAAAAAUCUCCAACUAAACUUUGUGCCGCUAAUGUUUUGGAUUCAUUAGCAAGCUAGGUGGCUAGUACAAGCCUGCUAGCGGACGUGUCUUGAGGCAAACGCCAAUCGCUGCUAUUCAUAAUAGCGAAUAAUAGCAAAUUAACAACACCCGUUGGUUUAGCCACCUGUGCGACAACUUAAACAGCUUCUUCAGACACCAUUUUGAAGUUUACACGCUGUAUCCAUCCUCAAAGAAAAUUGUUGUAAUCUUCCAGUGAAUUUGUAAAAUUUCAUCUGGCGUGUGUCACAGAGCAUGUCGUCAACACCAGAUAGUAAACAAUGUCGGGAUCUCCGGCGAAAAAUCAAACCUUGGACAGCGUGUACGGGUCAAUUUCUCCAGAGUAACGUUCUGUCAGCAUUGCGAGUUGUGGAUCAACUCGUAAGUCAUCAAAAAACUUGAAAAUCGCCAUCGUAAAACGAGUUGAUGAUCGCUGUUAACAGCUCUGCGCGCAUGUGUACAGCACGUGUGUAACCUCCCAUGGUGGCAGCACCAGGAAAAAAAAGAGACCUCCCAGAAUGCCUUGCUGUGAGAUGCGUACAAGUGACCUAAAGUGAUAUUCGAUUUACUUGCGCUUCAUCCUACCAAAUUAAGUGAAUAGGAAAAAAUCUGCACAGUGGAGGGUUUUAAUAUUAUUUGCCACCUCAAAGCUGAGCCUACCAUGCUAAACAGCACAUAUCUAUGUUCAAUCAAUUUCCUCUCCCUCCGAUGUUUCAUUUUUGUUUUCCGUCUCAAUGCUAUGCUACAUUCACUUUCUGUUCUUCCUUCCUUGGUUCUUCCUAGAGAACGAACAGUGUUUUUGGCUUCCGUGUCGAUAAACGAUUCACCGCCAUGACUUCCAUGUCCUGAUUUGGUGAGAUUCCUGUUCCGCCUCCCAACAUAAAACUUGUCCCCCUAAAGCAGGGGUAGGGAACUCCGGUCCGGCCUGAAACGAUCAUGAACAAUUGAAUCAGGUGUGUUGGGGUAGGGAGGGAUCUAAAACAGGCAGGAUAUGGCUCUCGAGGAACCGGAGUUCCCUACCCCUGCCCAAAAAAGAUGGAAAAAUGGGACAUGCUGUGUCGCUAAUAAAAAUACAACCCCCCCCCCCCCCCCUUCAUGAAUAAUUAAUAAGGUGCUGUCUCUGUGGAUGCUCUACGAGGAAGUGUUGACAGCUCUGAUUUGCUGUCUAACUCCCAUCUAAUCCCCCCCUGCCCCCCACCUCCACUCUGGGCUCUGCUCGCUGGCCUGCCUGCUGCUCCGGGCUUUCAAUGUUGUUGUUCAUUAGCCCACCUCCGUGCCUUCAUCAUCCUCCCCCCUCUCCCACUUCAUUGUCACCCUCGUCCUGCUACUCACCCCCCAACCCCUUAUCCGCUUCCUCUCACGAGCUGCUCUCUCUCUGAAUUUUUCAUCGGCAGCCACCUGCUGCCCGCGCUAGAAGAAAGAAAAGCAGAUGCAAAGACGACCACAAAUUAGCUCGCUUUGACACAAUUGGGCCUUUGAGUGUUAUGCUAGCUAACUAGCGUGAGUCGUCAGGUGACACGCAACACUGCUAGCACCUUUUUCGCGAGACUAUCGCGGCCCUGUUACCGGUUGAUGCGUCUUUAGCGACAUUGUCGGGGCCUCGUUACCAUUACUGGUGGCGACGUUACUUCCAUUGCUGUUAGCAUCUAUUUUAGGAACUCUGAUACCACUUUGUGAGCAAUACUGACAGCCCCUUUUCAAGCAUCGUUGUUGGCAACAUCGCUGGCGCCGCCGUUAGCAAAUCUGUCAGAAACAGUGAUAGGACAUUGUUAGCAUCUUUGGACCUCAUUCAUAAUAAAUAGAAAUGUUAUCCCUCUGCUCACAAGUACAACUUGUUCACAAAAUCACCAUCCCGUUGAUGACGCUUACGUUCUGGCCAAUUUGUUUCUCACCAACCCGCGUAUGUUGGUGAAUCAGAAUUCAUUCUAAAUGAUGAGCAUGUGCCCACAAGCUGCAAUCUGCAUGAAAUGUGCCCAUAACUCUCUCCCUGCGAGCUUGGGAAAUUUGCAAGAGAUGGCCACAAAACGUUCAUAACUUUCUUAAUCUUUAGCCUAUUUUCACAAGCAUGGUAUCAUUGAAAAGCUUGCCACACUCCGAAGCUGACGACAUAAUAAUCAUGUUCAUGAUUUGUAAUUCAUUCUAAAUUAGAGAAUGCGGCCUUGUUGCCAUUUACUCCCAAUUCUAGCUAAUUCCAUUCAGUGUUGUUUUUGUCAAAAGAUUACCUUUGCCCCUGCUAAAAGCUUAGCUAGGCUAGGUUAAGAUGCAAACAUGAAGUGAAGUAAAUUAGUCAUUUCUUGAUCUCUCCAAAGAAGCCAUAACGGUUUUGGAAUCAAACUUUGCCAUGAUACUUUGCGUUCCAGACUGGAUGCUAAUGAGCUAGGUCACUAGUGAGCAUCAUCAGCAUCAUCACAUUACUCUUUAAACGUGUGAAAGUUCUUAAAUUGUAUUUUUAAUGUAUUUUUUCCAUUUUGUGCGUGUAAACAAGUUGAGAAGACAAAAUGAAAUUUGUGUGUGGUCGCCACAGUAACAGAUGUGGAAAAUAGGUUGUGUCUGCGCUAGUUGCGAUGUUGCAAAGUGCCUGAUGAUGAUGUCAUAUUUUACACGCAGAAAGUAUACUUUUGCUUAUAGUGUUUGUAAUACUACAGUAUUUCAUGAAGUCCUGGUACUCCUUCCUCUGUUCUGUUUGGACUAUAAAUGCCGCCGUGGCCACUUUGGAUUGAGCGAUCGGCCAUCUUGGAGCUAUCCUUUAUUUUUAUUUUAUUUUUUAAGUAGGGCGAAAAGUGGAAGCUGAUGUGCAAUUGUUUAUUUUUCUUGGACAUGUUAUCAUAAGUCGCUUGUUGUGUACAUAUCAAAAUGUAGAAUAAAAUGUACAUUCUUGCUAA